GAAGUCCAUCGCCAUGGCGCGAGUUUUGAGCAUGCCGAUCCCCAUGCCGCAGUACUAUGGCCAAAAGAGCCAGCCGAACAUGCUGUUUCCGCUCAACCCCAGCCUCGAGGACGAGCUCAACAGGCUCUUCGUCGACUUCCGCGUCAGCCACGCGCCCGUCGCAUUUGCGACUGAUGACGUCUGGGAAGAGUUCAAGCACAACGGUCGUGAUUACGAAUAUUGUCCAGAUCCAGAUGAAGUGAUCGUACCGGCUCAACCCAGUAAGAAGAAGAAUAAGAAGCCACUUCCGAAUGAGUGCGUAUUCUGCAAAAAUAAUGGGGAAGAUAUUAAGAUUUAUAAGAAGCACUUGUUGAAAGAUGCCGAUGGCAAGAUUCUUUGUCCUAUCUUAAGGAACUACACGUGUCCUAUUUGUGGUGCUAAUGGGGAUGCUGCUCACACGAUAAAGUAUUGCCCAGCAAACAAGCAGACACAUUCGUUGGCAUCGAUGAACACAUUGAAGACUUUAAGGAACUCGACUGGCCGACGUCGUUCAAAGUAAAUCAUGUAAGUUACCAUAGAUUCUGGAUGCACCAUAAAAUGUAAGAUAUAGGUGUAUCCAAAAAAAGUAGAAACAGGUUAACUGUCCGCCUAAUCAA
Molecule: messenger RNA, 635 nt
Organism: Nasonia vitripennis (jewel wasp)
Lineage: Eukaryota; Metazoa; Arthropoda; Insecta; Hymenoptera; Pteromalidae
Gene: nanos
Product: protein nanos
Exons: 3
Coding region: 14-538 (174 amino acids)
Biological process (GO): negative regulation of translation; oogenesis
Cellular component (GO): perinuclear region of cytoplasm
Molecular function (GO): mRNA binding; zinc ion binding
Source: RefSeq, marked provisional